UGUGUCUGACACGUCGACUGUCAAAUGUCAAUUUGACAUUUAAUGUACACAUUGUACACAAAAGAUUUCUAUUACGUGUUUUCUCGUAUAUUUAAAUAAAUAGAAUGAAAUAAAAUACGACAAUGGUAGACGAAGGUACACGAAAGACUUUGAGCAGUAUUCCACUGCUGCAAACAAAAGCUGGACCGAGAGAUAAGGAAUUAUGGGUAAAUAGGUUAAAAGAAGAAUACCAGGCCCUGAUCAAGUACGUCCAAAACAAUAAGGAAGCUGACAAUGACUGGUUCCGGCUAGAGUCAGACAAGACAGGCACCCGGUGGUUCGGCAAGUGCUGGUACAUACAUAACCUGCUCAAGUAUGAGUUUGAUUUGGAGUUUGAUAUUCCAAUAACAUACCCCACCACAGCGCCAGAGAUAGCCCUUCCAAGUCUUGAUGGGAAGACAGCUAAGAUGUACAGAGGAGGCAAGAUCUGCCUCACGGACCACUUCAAGCCUCUGUGGGCGAGGAAUGUUCCCAAAUUCGGUAUAGCGCAUGCCAUGGCUUUAGGGCUUGGUCCUUGGCUGGCGGUGGAGAUUCCAGAAAUGAUACAGAAGGGGGUGGUCACGUACAAAGAGAAAACAGAAGAACAAUAAUACUGAAUGUUAUGUACAGAUUAUAAAUAUAUUGUGUACGUUUUUA
Manduca sexta (tobacco hornworm) is the source of this 675-nucleotide messenger RNA. RefSeq names its product ubiquitin-fold modifier-conjugating enzyme 1 (gene Ufc1). NCBI's taxonomy places the organism in Eukaryota, Metazoa, Arthropoda, Insecta, Lepidoptera, Sphingidae. The coding region runs from base 123 to 629 and encodes 168 amino acids. The record is from RefSeq and is a predicted model, not a curated record. The transcript has 4 exons. Gene Ontology annotation, molecular function: UFM1 conjugating enzyme activity. Gene Ontology annotation, cellular component: cytoplasm. Gene Ontology annotation, biological process: protein K69-linked ufmylation.